Molecule: messenger RNA, 1873 nt
Organism: Nycticebus coucang (slow loris)
Lineage: Eukaryota; Metazoa; Chordata; Mammalia; Primates; Lorisidae
Gene: ERGIC3
Product: ERGIC and golgi 3
Exons: 12
Coding region: 54-1013 (319 amino acids)
Biological process (GO): retrograde vesicle-mediated transport, Golgi to endoplasmic reticulum; endoplasmic reticulum to Golgi vesicle-mediated transport
Cellular component (GO): endoplasmic reticulum; endoplasmic reticulum membrane; COPII-coated ER to Golgi transport vesicle
Source: RefSeq, a predicted model, not a curated record
AGCAGGAGGCUACAGGGGCGGGCCGGCUGGCUUCCCCUUUCCGGCCGGUCCCCAUGGAGGCGCUGGGGAAGCUGAAGCAGUUCGAUGCCUACCCCAAGACUCUGGAGGACUUCCGGGUCAAGACCUGCGGGGGCGCCACCGUGACCAUUAUUAGUGGCCUUCUCAUGCUGCUACUGUUCCUGUCCGAGCUGCAGUAUUACCUCACCACGGAGGUGCAUCCUGAGCUCUACGUGGACAAGUCGCGGGGAGAUAAACUGAAGAUCAACAUCGAUGUACUUUUCCCGCACAUGCCUUGUGCCUAUUUGAGCAUUGAUGCCAUGGAUGUGGCUGGGGAACAGCAGCUGGAUGUGGAGCACAACCUGUUCAAGCAACGAUUAGAUAAAGAUGGCAUCCCUGUGAGCUCAGAGGCUGAGCGGCAUGAGCUUGGGAAAGUUGAAGUGACAGUGUUUAACCCUGACUCCCUGGACCCUGAUCGCUGUGAGAGCUGCUAUGGUGCUGAGUCAGAAGACAGCAAGUGCUGUAAUACCUGUGAAGAUGUGCGGGAGGCAUAUCGCCGUCGAGGCUGGGCCUUCAAAAACCCAGAUACCAUUGAGCAGUGCCGGCGGGAGGGCUUCAGCCAGAAGAUGCAGGAGCAGAAAAAUGAAGGCUGCCAGGUGUAUGGCUUCCUGGAAGUCAACAAGGUGGCUGGAAACUUCCACUUUGCCCCUGGGAAGAGCUUCCAGCAGUCCCAUGUGCACGUACACGCUGUGGAGAUCCAUGACCUGCAGAGCUUCGGCCUUGACAAUAUCAACAUGACCCACUACAUCCAGCACUUGUCAUUCGGGGAGGACUACCCAGGCAUCGUGAACCCCCUGGACCACACUAAUGUCACCGCACCCCAAGCCUCCAUGAUGUUCCAGUACUUUGUGAAGGUGGUGCCCACGGUGUACAUGAAGGUGGAUGGGGAGGAAGUGAAGUGCUGCUCUCAUCCCCAUAUGAUGGAUGAAAAACUGAGGCUCAGAGCGGGUAGGUGACUUGCCCUCACAGGCAGAGUUCAGGCCCAAGGCUGCCAGUUUUCAAAACACUUCUCUUUUCUGCUGUCCACACUGCCUCCAUCCCUUCCCCUGGGGCCUGUUGCAUCUGCCUCACUGUCCCCCAUGGACUGCACUGGGUGGGGCUUAGCCAGGCCAAGCCUUCCUGAGCCCCUGCUCCCAUCUCUUCUGUGACCAGAGAGCAGUAGAGGUGAGGGACUGGGACAGAAGUCAGUCCUGGACUUGAUACCACACUGAGGGGUUGCCUUGGACCCCUAGUGAGAGCAUCUCCUAGACACAGCUAGGGACAGUAAACUGAUAAGAGCUGGUGACCAAGCCGGGCGUUGUGGUGGGCGCCUGUAGUCCCAGCUGCUCGGGAGGCUGAGGCAGGAGAAUCGCUUAGGCCCAGGAGUUGGAGGUUGCUGUGAGCCCUGUCAUGCCACAGCACUCUACCCAGGGCCAUAAAGUGAGACUCUGUCUCUAAAAAAAAAAUAAAAUAAAAAAAAAAAGAGCUGGUGACCAGAGGGCAAGUCGGGGUGGCAAGGCUGGGAGUGGGAUUCUGGGUCGUCCCCAGGCCUUGCAGGAUUAGCUACCAACAUGGUGCCUCCUAUGUCCCUGCACCCUGAAGGCACAACAGCACAUGGGGCAGGCACCAGGGUGGAGGCUGAAGGGGACAGGAGCUAGGUCACAGACCUGGCCCUGGCCCAGGCUCUCCUCCCACCCCAGGUGCUGAGGACAAAUCAGUUCUCUGUGACCAGACAUGAGAAGGUCGCCAAUGGGCUGUUGGGCGAUCAGGGGCUUCCCGGAGUCUUCGUCCUCUAUGAGCUCUCGCCCAUGAUGGUGAAGCUGACCGAGAAGCACAG